AUGCUGGCAACAACCGCUGCCUUUCCCGCGAUUGCCGAAACACCCGCGGACACAUUCGUGAUCGCCCGCAACACAGCGGAUGCAAUUACGCUUGAUCCUGCUGAGUGCUUUGAGUUCACCGGUGGCAGGAUCGUCGCAAAUCUUUAUGAGCGGCUGUUCCUGUUCGAGCCUGACAACCUGACAAAACUUGUCGGUGGUAUUGCCGAAUCCUACGAGUUCUCCGACGACGGCAAGAAAAUCACCGUCAAGCUGCGCCCCGGGCUGACCUUCCAUUCCGGUAACCCGAUCACCGCUGCAGACGUUGCCUACUCGCUUGGCCGCGCUGUGAAGCUCGACAAGACGCCGGCUUUCAUCAUCAAGCAGAUCGGCUGGACGCCCGAGAAUGUCGACGAGGCAGUGGUUGCUGUCGAUGACACCACGGUCGAGAUCAACAUUCUGGCGGACAUGUCACCGGCGCUCGUGCUGAACCUCCUGUCGGCAGGCGUGGCAUCCAUCGUGGACAUGAAGGAAGUUCAAAAACACGAAGUCGACGGCGACAUGGGUUACGCCUGGCUGAAAGAUCAUUCCGCUGGUUCAGGUCCCUACAAGCUGAAAACCUGGAAAGCCAACGAAGUUGUCAUGCUGGAUGCAUUUGACGAUUACCGCCAGGGCAAGCCGGCCAUGAACCGCGUCGUCAUCCGCCAUGUGGCUGAACCAUCCGCACAGCGCCUGCUGCUGGAAAAAGGCGACGUUGAUGCCGCAAUGGAAUUGACGGCCGACCAGCUCAAGGGUCUUUCCGGCAAUUCGGACGUCUCCGCGGAGAGCUAUCCCAAGGGAUACCUGAUGUAUCUGGCGAGCAACAUGGACCAUCCGGUUCUGUCGAAGCCUGAGGUUCGUGAAGCGCUGAAAUACAUGGUCGACUAUGACGGCAUGGUGGGGUCCUUCCUCGACGGCCAAUACAAGAUCCACCAGAAUUUCUGGCCAUCAGGUAUGUGGGCAGCGGCAACCGAUACGCCGUAUAGCCACAACAUGGAAAAGGCCAAGGCGCUGAUCGCAGAUGCCGGACUUGACGCCGACACCAAGAUCACGAUCGACACGCUGAACAAGUCUCCGUUCACGGAAGUGGCCCAGAGCGUUCAGGCCAGCUUGAAGGAAUUGGGGAUCGAUUCUGAAAUCAUCCUGUCCGACGGCGCCACGCUCUGGCCGAAGUAUCGUGCACGCAAGCAUGAGCUGAUCGUUGCGCGCUGGGGCCCGGAUUAUUCCGAUCCGCAUUCCAACGCUGAUGCGUUUGCGCACAACCCGAACAAUGACUUCGAAGCAAAACUGACGGGCAAGCUGACUUGGCGCAAUGCCUGGCCUGCUGACGGACUGACUGAGCUGACCGACCAGGCAGCCGCAGAAUCUGAUCCGGAAGUCCGUGAGGAAAUCUAUGCCAAAUUGCAGAAGAUGGUGCAGGAAGACUCGCCCUUCACCAUCAUGUUCCAGGCGAUUGGUACCUUCGGCCAGCGCGCGAACGUUGAAGGCUUCGUCAACGGCGUGACCUCCGAUCAGGCCUACUACAAGACUGUCACCAAGUAA
Messenger RNA from Effrenium voratum, 1557 nucleotides. The record is from the annotation of a GenBank genome assembly. Lineage: Eukaryota; Dinophyceae; Suessiales; Symbiodiniaceae.